This is a messenger RNA of Papilio machaon (common yellow swallowtail), 2533 nucleotides long. Its product is annotated as adenylate kinase 7. The coding region runs from base 1 to 2430 and encodes 809 amino acids. Gene Ontology annotation, molecular function: ATP binding; AMP kinase activity. The record is from RefSeq and is a predicted model, not a curated record. NCBI's taxonomy places the organism in Eukaryota, Metazoa, Arthropoda, Insecta, Lepidoptera, Papilionidae. Gene Ontology annotation, biological process: nucleobase-containing compound metabolic process. The transcript has 16 exons. Gene Ontology annotation, cellular component: cytoplasm.
AUGUCGAAUAUCAGAAAUGUAUCAACAACUUUUGAAAAUAUUUUCUCUACGAAAAGGUAUUUUAUAAAUAAUCUAGACUCGUAUCAUGGCGAACAAAUUUUGAAGAAAGUGUCAAAAAUAAUAGAGAAAACCGAGCAGUCUACGGUAGUCUCAUCGGUGUCAGAUAUAGGAGAACACUCGGAGAUUUUGAUCUCUCCAAAGCCAAUUGCGGAUCCUUAUGAAAUCAUAGGUACCGUUAUCGAUCCUAAAAUAGCAACCAUCGACCAUGUAGCAGCAAUCGUACCUGUCAACGACUGCUUACCUCAGAUGCUCACAUGCGGGACAGUGAUUUUAGAUAUAACUAGCGAUACUCAACAAGUCAAACUUGCUUCGGAUUAUCUUAAACUUUUAAAAGACUUGCUUGAAAAGGAACAACAGGCAGAACAAGCUCAAAGCGUAGUGAACGACGCCGACGACGUACCGAACCUGGAUUCCAAGAGGCGUUAUCUGAUAUUGUUAUCCACAGUAAUGACGUGGGCCCUUACAAAGCCAUUGGACCCGGAUGCUCCAGAGAUGCCCUUUGUAGAAACGGAUUUUCGUAAAAGGAAAGCGCAUCCUAACUACAAACAGCAUUAUAACGUUGAAAAUGAGGUCAUCGGCAUUGCUAGAAAAUUCAAGUCGAAAAUUGGUGCUUUGGUGGUAGCAUCUGGUAUGACCUACGGCGGACGUGAGGACGCUCUUUACUAUUGGUUUCAAAAGGCUUGGGAAUGUGAGCCCUUCUUACCCAUACUAGGCCGUGGAGGAAAUGUUAUACCGAUUAUUAAUGUUUAUGACUUGGCAGAGAUAAUUUAUAAUCUUGUCACGACUUUUCCAAAGAAGCUAUACAUUUUGGCUGUAGAACAAAAUGUAACGAAACAGAGAGAGAUUAUUAAGCCAUUAGGACGAAUCGUUGGUUCAGGAAUGUUUAAAUGCAUACCACCGGAAGAUGCUUUCUUGAUUCCCGAAAUAAACCAAAGAAUUUACGAUCUGAUUAAUCUGAAUUUGAAUAUGGAACCGACUUACAUCGUUGAAACUAUGGGCUUGCAAUGGGUCUCAGAGAUGACCUUUGCUGAGAAUGUUCCCCUUCUUAUAAAGCAGUUUAAAAAAGAACGAGAAUUAAAAUCUUUCAAGAUUGUUAUAUACGGCCCUAUAAUGAUUGGUAAAAGUACAUUAUCAAGGUUAAUUUGCGAGAAUUACGGAUUGGUAUAUGUUUCUCCGGACACUAUUGUUAACGAUAUGAUAAAAGACUUGGAAUUGCGAAUGGAACACUGGAAAGAGGGCGAAGGUUCAAAGCUGCCAGGAAUGGAAGAGGGCGACACUGCAAUGGAUGAUGAGGAAACUGAGGAUGAUGAGAAUGAACGAGAAGCGGCUCGAGUAACUCUCGGCCUGUUGCGUUCCGGUCGCACUCCAACUGAUGAUGAAAUCAUUGGGUACUUGAGAAAAAAACUUUUAAGCCACGAAGCACAAAACAAAGGAUGGGUGUUUGAUGGAUUGCCUAUGGUUCAAAGUGCUACUCUUUUUGAAAGAGGCGAAGAACAAGAUGAGGUACAAAGCGAAGAUGAAGAUCGAGAUAUGUUUGAGGAAGACAUGGAUCUGUAUGCCAAUGUACUCAAAAAAAUGUUACCGGACAUAGUGGUGUCUUUAGAAGCAACGGAUGAAUUCAUCUGUGAGAAGGCAAUGCGUCAGCCUGAAGACGAGUUUCGUGUGGACGAAGAAACCGUGCUGAAGUUACUCAGUGAGUUCAGAGCGGCAGAUGCUCCGGACAUAUCGCCUCUCAACUUCUUCGAUGAGCUAGAUAUUCAUCCUCUGGUGGUGCCGGUAAACAACCACAAUGACUAUUCUAUGGAGGGACCGUAUGCCGAGGUGUCGCUGCGCUUGGGACGUCCGUGUCGUUAUGCAAAAUUAAUGGAGGUUAUCGAGAGAGCAGAAAAGAAAGAAAAGGCGGCAAAAGAGUUGAUGGAAGCCAAACAACGUAAAGCAUUGCAAGAAUUGGAGAAGAAAAUUAAGGAAGAAAACGAAGAGAAAAUGGAAUACUGGUCGGAGUUAUACGGAUUAAUGCGCGAAGAGGAAGAAAUGGCGUUGGCGGCUGCGGGCGAGCCGAUGCGUAACUAUCUCGUGCAGUACAUAUUUCCCACAUUGACUGCCGGACUUCUCGAAGUUGCCAAAUUACGACCCAAUGAUCCCAUUGAUUUUCUUGCUGAAUAUUUAUUCAAACUCAACCCAACCGGGAAGAUGUUGGAGCCGGGAUAUAACCUGCAGGCAGAGAAAAUUUUAGGCAAAGUGAAAAUGCUAGACGAAGCUCUCAAAGACCUGGAUAUCAACAUAGAGGCAUUAAUACCACAAGAUGCAGACGUCCCGGGCGAAGAAGCGACUGCAUCGAAAAAGAAAAUAGAAGAAAUGAACGCGUUAUAGAUUUACUAUUUGAACUUAAGAUAUUUCUAUAACUCUUUCUCUAUGAGACAUGAUUUAAAAAAAUAAACGUCUGAUAUGAUUAAACCGUUUGAUUACAAGCACC